This is a messenger RNA of Marasmius oreades (fairy-ring Marasmius), 1950 nucleotides long. RefSeq lists its product as uncharacterized. The coding region runs from base 1 to 1950 and encodes 649 amino acids. The record is from RefSeq and is a predicted model, not a curated record. The transcript is spliced from 6 exons. NCBI's taxonomy places the organism in Eukaryota, Fungi, Basidiomycota, Agaricomycetes, Agaricales, Marasmiaceae.
AUGUCCUGGACGCCCAGCAACGACCCGCCUCUCGUUGACGAUGCGCAACCUAGUCUUCCUCGCGUAUUUCUCAGACGUGGUUUAGAAGGACAAGACGAAAACCUAGACGGCCUCAUAUCCUUGUACGAAGAUCUCCAACUUAGCUCUGUGGAAGCCGCUCGGGAAGAUGACUUCCUUGCUUUCGUUGAGAAUGCGUUCUAUUUUGCGGUCAUUCACAAGCUUCCAGUCGCUUCCUAUGCAGAUCCCGUCGACAGCGACGACUUUAGGAGCUGUCCAACAUUUGAAGAAUACAAGAAGAAGAAGAAAGCCAAAAGGGAUAGAAAUCGCAAAAAGGCACAUAAUCUGUCGGUCAGCCGCGAGGAUAGUACCAAGCCCACCCCGGGUCUGCGCCAACAGUCAUCCUCCAUUUUCGACAAUGAGGAUCAUUCUGAUAUUCAUCACGCGGCCUCCGACGAUUACAUUGUAACGACAUCUUCUGAUUACGACGACGAGUUCUGGAGUGCUCCCUUUACUGGAGCUGAUGUCACUCCUCAAAAUUCAAAUGUUCCCGUCAGCUACGACAAGGACGGCGUGCGAUCAGCAUCCACUGAUAUAUUCGCUAUUGAAGGACACUGCAACAGUCCGCCUCCUCGAGCAGCCGACGGUUUUCAAGGAGUUCUCGCGGGCUGCGGGACGCCAGCCAAAGAACCAGAGACAAAUCCUGACAAUUUCCCCUCUCUCUACCAAUUGUCCAAUGCUCCUCAUUACCCUCCAAAAAGUUCCACCAGCUCUGGGACGAGGUUGAAUAACCUUCCUUCCCUCGAGGAAUAUCUGAACGCUCGGUACGGCCCUCCACGAGAUUCAACUGGAACUGGAACUAGGCUGGGGUUCAAUGUGGCAUUAGGUCGCAAUCCAAUUGACUGUCCAGAACCACCCUUCUCUGCCGUAGAUUGUACCCCAUACGUUCCCGUUCCCCCAGUUGCCAAGGUUAAGCCUUACAUCGGCUUCGUUUACCUAACUAGGUCCCAGUCGGAAGCCGGACUGCUAGAUGCAUUAGGUAUGGCCGGGGAGCUCAACAUCGGUAUUAUCCUUCGAAAAGCCGAUCGAGGAAAGGGGUACGCGAGGGCUACGGUGAUACAGGUCUUGAAGGAUGUGUUUGAAAAACGAAGUGAUUGUCAUCGGAUUCAGGCGUUGGUUCAACAGAGUGAGGAGAAGCAGAGGGUGACUAAUUUGUAUACUCAGCUACAAUUCGGGCACGAAGGUACUCGCCGAAGGUCAAUCUUCAGUUUCGGAGAAUGGAAAGAUAUUACCUGUCUUGCCAUUCUCAAUACCGACUGGGCUAUGAGAGGUUACUUCAGUCCUGCACCUAGAACGCUCUGGGAUGAGAUGUUCCUAAGGCACGAAAGGGAACGGGAUGACUUACUUCGGUGGGAGGAACGGAGGCUGAUAGGGAGGGGUUUGUUGCAGAGGAGUGCGAGUAUGGAGACUGUGAAGGAUUAUCCAAAGGACCGGGAGGUUUCUUCUUCUUCGUUAUCCUCGUCCGCUUCCGGGCAUGAGGAUCAGGAACCCAAGAGGACACCGACUCCAGGCAGUCAAUCCGAGUCUGAAGCUGAGGGUGAUAUGCUUUAUAUGAAGAUUAAAGGGAAGAACCGAGCUAUGGAUGAAUCUGUUGCUUCGCCGUUGGGUCUGUACCCUCAUUCCACCGACGCGAAAGGAUCGUUCCCCAGUAGUAUUUCAACGGGCCGUAAUGAGUAUAGACCUCUCUUUGAUGAUAUGGAGGAAGGCCACUCUGCCCGUGGAUUUGAUAUUGGAAGGACGAGCCGGUCAUCUUCUGUUUCUUCGGGUUCAAGUUCGGGACAUUCGUUUAGUAGUGCUAGCGUGGUAUCUCGGCCUCCCUCGAGUUCGGUUUCGAGGAGUUCAGGGUCGGAGUGGGAGAUGAUGCCCAACGAGAAAUCAGCUGAUACUCAGUGA